This is a messenger RNA of Dibothriocephalus latus, 480 nucleotides long. NCBI's taxonomy places the organism in Eukaryota, Metazoa, Platyhelminthes, Cestoda, Diphyllobothriidea, Diphyllobothriidae. The record is from the annotation of a GenBank genome assembly.
UGUCGAGCACCUCUGGCUCCAGUCUUCAUCAUUGGCACCCAUCGCGACCUCUGUCCGGAAACGCCGUCCACGGCCGAGGAGGUGGAAAAAUUCUGGUCCGUAGCAGAACUCAACGAAAUAGUAUUUCGACGCUACUUUCGUUUCACCGACCCUGCUGCCAUGGGCCUGCCCUCCUGCCUUCAAGGUCACGUGAUUGUUGACUGCAAAAGCGGUGGCUCCGCUGCGCAAAGCGCGUUCUCACACCUGGCCACUCUCAUCCACCGAGCAGCCAAUCAGAUGCGUCUGUCUUCUAGAACGACUUCGGGCUUCUUGCCGCACGUAAAAAGCGUCACCAGCGCUGGUGCCGUCUCCUCCCCGCGCUUUCUCGGUCUCCUCAUCCCAAGCUUCUAUCAUGACCUCGAGGAGGCUUGUCGUCUAUUGGCUGCUGACCUUCGUGCCGCCAACAUUCCACCAAUCAUCUCUCUUGAGGAUUUUAUGUAA